AUGGAACAAAUUUGCACUAAUAGUUUUACUGUUUCGCUUCUUCAACUUCAGGAUGGCAUUAAAAAAACUCCAACAGCUUAUACGGAAGAAUUUCUUUUGCAGUGGGAAACUUUUAAAUCCUGUAUUCAACUUUUUGAAAAUUCUCCAAAUUCACCAAACCGCGAUAUUGCAGGUCUAUUACAGUUUUUAGCUCAUACAAGUGCCUUUUAUUCUUUUCAGGAUAAAUUUGUAACAAUUAUAGAUGAAUUAUUAACAAAAUAUUUCGAUAUCGCAUUAAAUUUAAUUCGUAAAAAACAUAUUAUUGCCAAGCAAAGCGGAAUGUCGAUACGACAAUGGCUAAAUCAAAAUAUUCACGAAUGGAUUGAAAUUUCAAAAUUAGUUUUAGGGCACAAAAAAACUGACGCAAUAAAUGAUUGUAUUAAUAAAUUAGCUGAAUCAGAUGAAGCUAUAGAUCCAGCAGAAUCUAUCAGUAACGAUAGUGAAAUUGACGAAAGCGAUGAUGAAAACGAGCUCUUAUUAAGCAAUGUAAGUUAUAAUGAAGACGAAGAAGCCGAUUGUAUUACUGAUUCUGAAGAUUUAGAAGCCGAUACAUUAGACGAAAAUUCCGAGUCAAAUACAGAUGAGACUACUUCCGAUGAAAGCGACAAUGAAUCUGUUUUCAUCACUCACGAACAUCUCGCUCCUGCUAGAAAAUCCCAACGUUCUAAUAAUAAACAAUUAAAACAACAAGAACGACAAGUGAGAAAACUUUCUAAGCAUGGAGGAAAAGAUUCAAAUCGUGCUGGUAUUACAAAUAGGUCUAUGGCUAGAAAUAAACCUCUAGCUAUGCUUAAGCAAAAACGAGAAAUAAGAGAAAAGAAUUUGGUUAGUGCGCAAGAAAAAAUGCAAAAACUUCGUAACCAUGCUACGUUAUUGAAAAAACAGAAACACCAAAAGUAUCGUCGAAUAUAA
This is a messenger RNA of Dermatophagoides pteronyssinus (European house dust mite), 951 nucleotides long. RefSeq names its product protein SDA1 homolog. Lineage: Eukaryota; Metazoa; Arthropoda; Arachnida; Sarcoptiformes; Pyroglyphidae. The record is from RefSeq and is a predicted model, not a curated record.